CAACCAAACGCCGAAAGGGAGGGAAACAAUGUCUCAAAUCAGAGUCUUGUCUUCGAUUCUCAGGAGGACUAAAUCCACCCUAGUAUCUAAUCUCAGAGGAAAUGCAUCGUCCCGGUUUUUCACUUCCUGCUCUUCCUCCUCCUCCUCCGCCUCCUCUUCCUCUUACUUUUCUUCUACAGUUGCUAGAAGCUCCUUCCAUGGCUUUAAAUCACUUCCCAAGGGUCAUCAUGUGCCCUCGUUCCGGAAUAUGUCUACAGUUGCAUCUGUUGCUGCAGAAAAUAAGGAGGGAUUAAAGCUACUAGUAAGUGGAGGUCCUCGUGCUCAGAAAAUGGUGGGCAUUUGGCUUUUUGGAUCCGCCGCAUGGGUUUUCAGUAUGGUGGUGCUUGGUGGUGUCACUCGCCUCACAAGAUCCGGUCUUUCAAUGACUGAUUGGAAAUUUACCGGUGGUCUCCCUCCGAUGGCAGAUGAAGAGUGGUUGCAGGAGUUUGAGAAGUACAAGCAGUCACCAGAAUAUAAACGAGUAAACAAAGGAAUGAGUAUUGAAGAUUUUAAAUUUAUAUACUGGAUGGAAUAUGCACAUCGUAUGUGGGGAAGGGCUCUAGGUGUCAUGUUUGCUUUGCCAUUCUCAUAUUUUCUUCGAAAGGGAUACAUUACUGUACGUCUUGGACUAAGACUCUCUGCCCUUUUUGCUCUUGGGGCUGGUCAGGGUCUAAUUGGUUGGUGGAUGGUCAAAAGUGGUCUAGAGGAGCCAGCAUCUGAAUAUGCUCAACCACGAGUAAGCCCUUAUCGCCUCGCAGCUCAUCUUACUUCAGCAUUUGUAAUUUACAGUGGCCUGUUCUGGACUGCACUUUCUGCUGUUAUGCCUGAACCUCCUGCUGAAUCAUUAGCUUGGGUUCAAGGAGCAUCUAAAGUCAAGAGGCUUGCACUUCCAGUAGGCCUCAUUGUUGGCAUUACUGCUAUUUCAGGAGCAUUUGUUGCAGGAAAUGAUGCUGGUCAUGCAUACAACACUUUUCCAAAGAUGGGAGACACGUGGAUUCCUGAUGAUAUAUUUGAUCUAAAACCACUAAGCCGAAACCUCUUUGAGAAUACAUCAUUGGUGCAGCUCAACCACCGUAUACUUGCAACUGCAACUCUACUUUCAAUUGGUGCAUUGUGGUUGUCAACUAGAAAGCUGGAUAUCCAUCCUGCUAUCAAAUCUUUGAUUGGAAGCACUGCAGGCAUGGCUGCCCUUCAGGUAACUUUAGGUAUAUCAACACUUCUAUCCUAUGUUCCUGUUUCGCUUGGCACAGCCCAUCAAGCAGGGGCUUUGACUCUUUUGACACUCAUGCUUUUGCUAAAUCACACCGUCCGGAAGCCAUCACCGUCGCUUCUUAAAACAUUGCCUCAACUAGCAAAGACAGUUUGAGACUGUUGUCUUGCGAGGAUGAUUAUUCAGAUUGAUUUAAGUACAUCUGAUUGAAUUUUGACUCUCAUGCUUUUAUGAUUAAUUGUGUCUCACGGGACUGGGAGGAGAGAAUAUUUCUUUCCUGCAUUGCUUGUUAUACGAUCAAAAUACUUGUUUCCCAAAUGCUACAUAAUAUCAUAUAUAAUAAUUAAGUUCUAUAAAA
Messenger RNA from Rubroshorea leprosula, 1607 nucleotides. The record is from the annotation of a GenBank genome assembly. Lineage: Eukaryota; Viridiplantae; Streptophyta; Magnoliopsida; Malvales; Dipterocarpaceae.